Messenger RNA from Stylonychia lemnae, 666 nucleotides. Lineage: Eukaryota; Ciliophora; Spirotrichea; Sporadotrichida; Oxytrichidae. The record is from the annotation of a GenBank genome assembly.
AUGAGCGAAGGGCUUCUCUUAAAAAUAAAAGAUGUAGUAACUCUCAAAGCAAAACUCAAUGAGAUAAUGGAUAAAAUUAUUUCAACUUCAUCUAUGGAGUAAAAAGACAAAUAAUAAAGGAAAAAAGUGCAUGAUUCAAUCAUAAGUGGAGCAUAAAAGCUAAUGCUGCACCUAAAGACAUCUUUUCUGGGGGCUUCAACUUUUUCAAGGAUUGCAAAAAGUGUAAGCGGGCAUGAUAUUGACGAUGAAAUUGAAGCUUUAUCAAUUACUAAUAAUCCUUACUAACUGGGGCAGCAUAUUCCUAUUUAAUAAAUCAGAUCUAACCUUGAUUUUGUGAAUAUUAGUCAUAAUCAAGUGAUAGCUAAUUAGAAAUUGGAAUAAAAUCAAUUUCAACAAGUCUAGUCACUUUCAAUUAUCAAGUCUAAAAUGCUCAAACCAUAGCCUAAACUUGAUGCUCAUGGAGCUCUUGAUUAGAUCGAUAGACUGAGUAAUGAAUUGAGAUGUGUCGAGGAAAGACUAAUAUCUAACUAUGAGUAGAAGGAAAAAUUACUAAGCCAAAAGCUUCACUCUAUCAUAAAUGAGCAAUCUGAUCUAAAAUAUAUAAUCUAAAGUUAACAUGAAGAUCUUUAAAUUAUCCUUAUUAAUUAAAACUAAGAGGAUCAAUGA